AUGAUACACAAUUAUCCAUGUAGUAGUUCAUGGAUGUUAUGUGAUCCAUGGACAAGGAGAUUAUCGUCAGAAGAAAAAGAGAACUUGAAGCCCGUAAUACUUCACUGUGAGUCAGCAGACGAAGUUAUCGAAAGUAAAAGAAGAAAUCUUACAG
Molecule: messenger RNA, 154 nt
Organism: Schistosoma margrebowiei
Lineage: Eukaryota; Metazoa; Platyhelminthes; Trematoda; Strigeidida; Schistosomatidae
Source: the annotation of a GenBank genome assembly